Molecule: messenger RNA, 4078 nt
Organism: Miniopterus natalensis
Lineage: Eukaryota; Metazoa; Chordata; Mammalia; Chiroptera; Miniopteridae
Source: RefSeq, a predicted model, not a curated record
GCGACGGGUGACUUACAUGCACGUGUUGGCCUUCAGAUUUCAACUUCUCCGGUGCCGCUGCCGGCUGCGUGGACGUGGGUCGUUUGCAAAAUUUCUGCCGACAUUUGGCUGUGGAAUGUCAGAAGUUGUAACUGCCAGUUCCAGCGGUGCGCAGUUGCGGAGCGGCACACCAAGUGUUUUAAGCAUUUUCUUUGCAUUUGAAUGAGCGGCUUGCCUGAAUGCCGUCAAAGCUCGCUGUGAAGGGAAGGAAAAUUUCAAAAAUGUUUCAAAUUCCUGUGGAAAAUCUUGACAGCAUCAGGAAGGUACGAAAAAAGGUGAAGGGCAUUCUUGUGGAUAUAGGGCUUGACAGCUGCAAGGAGUUGCUGAAGGACCUUAAAGGCUUUGAUCCUGGAGAGAAGUACUUUUAUAACACAUCAUGGGGCGAUAUUUCUCUCUGGGAACCUUCUGGGAAGAAAGUGAGAUAUCGAACAAAGCCGUACUGUUGUGGCCUCUGUAAAUACUCCACAAAAGUGCUUACUUCAUUCAAAAAUCAUUUACAUCGCUACCACGAAGACGAAAUUGACCAGGAGCUGGUGAUCCCCUGCCCAAACUGUGUAUUUUCCUCUCAGCCCAAAGUGGUGGGACGGCACUUCAGAAUGUUUCAUGCACCUGUUCGGAAAGUGCAGAACUACACCGUGAACAUCUUGGGGGAGACUAAGUCGUCCAGGAGUGACGUCAUCAGUUUUACGUGUUUAAAAUGUAACUUUUCAAACACAUUGUACUACAGCAUGAAGAAGCAUGUGCUGGUGGCCCAUUUUCACCACCUAAUUAACUCCUACUUUGGCCUGCGAACUGAGGAAAUGGGUGAGCAACCCAAAACUGACGAUCCCCCUUCUACGGAGAAAAUGCCAUCCUCUGACAAGUAUUACUGUAAAAAGUGCAACGCCAAUGCCAGCAGUCAGGAUGCGCUGAUGUAUCAUAUUUUGACAUCAGAUAUACACAGGGAUUUGGAGAAUAAGCUCAGGUCUGUGAUUUCAGAGCAUAUUAGGAAGACUGGACUUUUGAAGCAAAUGCAUAUUGCUCCCAAACCAGCUGCACACUUGACCAUACCACCAGGCAGCAGCGCUCCAGGUGUCGCCGCCACGUCCCCUUGUUUUCAUCUCGCCUUGCCACCAAACAGUCAAAGCCAGACCACAGUCCAGCCAGUUCAGGGCUCAGUCCAGCCAGUGACGGUGGCCUCGGGUACUUCUGGAAGCCUCACCCAUUCUCCGCCUGCCUCUGCCCAGUCCCACGUGACUCUGGUCUCCAGUCCCCUGCCUGGGGGCCAGAGCAGCCUCACUGUGCCACCCUCAGGGCCGCAGCCUGUCUUCCUUUCUCAUGGAGUCCCACUUCAUCAGUCUGCAAACCCUCCUGUAUUGCCCUUGAGUCAGCCAGUUGGACCUAUCAGUAAGUCUGCUGGAACUGGUGUCCUCCCCAUAAACCAGACCAUCCGCCCAGGGGUUUUACCUCUCAACCAGCCUGUUGGGCCCAUAAGCCGACCAGUUGGGUCUGGAGUUCUUUCAGUAAACAGACCUGUUGGGUCCACCGUCCUUCCUGUCAGUCCCUCUGUCACCCCUGGUGUUCUUCAGGCAGUCUCUCCAGGGAUGAUUUCUGUGAGUCGGACUGUCCCAUCAGGUGUCCUUCCUGCAGGCCAAAUGACCCCUGCUGGGGUUAUUCCUUCAGGACAGACAGCAACUUCUGGGGUUCUCCCUGCUGGCCAGAUGGUCCAAUCUGGGGUUCUCCCCAUUGGCCAGACAGCCCCGUCUGGGGUUCUUCCCCCUGGGCUCACAGUCCCAUCACGGGCACUUCCUCCUGGCCAGACUGUCCCCCUACGGGUUCUCCCUGCAGGCCAGGUGGUUCCACCUGGGCUCCUUUCUCCCACCCAGACAGUCUCGUCAAGCAUUCUCCCUGGGAACCAGGGUGUGAAUUCUGGUGUGCUGCAUCUCAGCCAGCCGGUCAUGUCAGGAGUUCUCCCUGUGAGCCAGCCAGUGAGGCCUGGGGUCCUGCAACUUAAUCAGUCUGUGAAUACCAACAUUCUGCCUGCCAAUCAGCCAGUUAGACCUGGUGCUUCACAAAACACAACUUUCCUGACAUCAGGCUCCAUUCUCAGGCAGCUGAUACCUACAGGGAAGCAGGUGAAUGGCAUUCCCACAUACACGCUUGCCCCGGUAUCUGUCACUUUGCCUGUGCCACCUGGAGGCGUUGCAGGUGUCACUGCACCCCAGGUGCCUAUCCAGCUCCUGCAGUCAGGCACAGCCUCACAAAUGGCCAGUCCUAUGGCUGGCAUGCCCUCUACCCCAGUGGUGGUGAAUGCAGCUCCAAACGUAUUCAUUCAGCCUUCCUCCUCCGUAGCCGAGGCAAGCCCGGUGCUCAAACAGGCAAAGCAAUGGAAAACCUGUCCCGUUUGCAAUGAGCUCUUCCCUUCCAAUGUCUACCAGGUCCAUAUGGAAGUGGCACAUAAGCACAGUGAGUCCAAAUCAGCUGAAAAGCUGGAGCCGGAAAAACUGGCUGCAUGUGCACCAUUUUUAAAGUGGAUGAGAGAGAAGACAGUUCGGUGCCUCUCUUGUAAAUGCUUGGUAUCGGAAGAAGAGCUCAUCCAUCACCUACUGAUGCACGGCCUGGGGUGCCUGUUCUGUCCGCGCACUUUCCAUGACAUCAAAGGCCUUUCAGAGCACAGUAGGACCAUGCACCUGGGGAAGAAGAAGGUACCUGUGGAUUAUAGUAACAAAGGUUUCCAACUGGAUAUUGAUGCCAAUGGCAACCUGCUGUUUCCCCAUCUUGAUUUCAUUACCAUGUUGCCAAAGGAAGAGUUGGGGGAGCGGGAAGUCUACUUGGCAAUACUGUCUGGGAUACACUCCAAGUCACUUGUGCCCGUGUAUAUUAAGGUGAGGCCUCAGAUGGAGGGUGCACCUGGGGGCCCCAGCAAACAGGCGUUGACCUGCCCUUUUUGCUUUGGCACCUUUGUGACAACCGAGGCGUAUGAACUCCAUUUGAAGGACAGGCACCACAUCACACCAACAGUCCACACGAUUUUGAAAUCCCCAGCUUUCAAGUGCAUCCACUGCUGUGGGGUUUACACUGGAAACAUGACCCUGGCGGCCAUCGCCAUCCACCUGCUGCGCUGCAGAAGUGCCCCGAAGGACAGCAGCUCGGACCUGCAAGUCCAGCCGAAUUUCAUUGAGAACAGUGAGCUACUUCUGGUCAAUGGCGAGGUGCUGCACGACUCCAGCUGUUCUGUAAAGAGGAAGCUGCCUGAUGGCCACUUUGGGGCAGAAGACCAGCGGGAAGGGGAGCAACGACCUCUGGCCAUAAACACCGAUGCGCCCCCGGCUCCAGAGAAGGUAACGAGUGUUGUGCCUCUUAAAAGACAAAGGAAUGAAAGCAGGACGGAGGGACCCCUUGUUAAUGAUGACGCUCUUCAGAUCUUAGCAUUAAAUCCCAAAAAAUAUGAAGACCGUUCUUAUGAAGAAAAAAAGCAAUUUCUUAAAGAUUAUUUCCACAAGAGACCAUAUCCUAGUAAAAAGGAAAUAGAGCUGCUGUCCUCACUCUUGUGGGUAUGGAAAAUUGAUGUGGCUUCAUUUUUUGGGAAAAGAAGAUAUAUUUGCAUGAAAGCAAUAAAAAGUCACAAGCCUUCUGUCCUUUUAGGCUUUGAUAUGUCUGAACUUAAAAAUGUUAAACACAGAUUGAACUUUGAGUAUGAACCACAAAACUUGUAAAAAAAAAAAUAGGAAAUUAGUACUUUUUUUCAAUUGAGAUUUAAAAAGAAGUUAUUUUCUUCACUGUAUGUUGAACUAAUCAAUUUCAGUGGUCUUUAUGCUGCUCUUUAGAUGUAUUUCAGGUGCUCAGCAAGACUUCAUAUGAAGAAGUGAUAGUUCUUUCAAGGUUAUAAUUCCCUGCAGUUGGGUUUUGUCACAUUUUUAGUUUUUUUCCUCUGUUGAGUAAAGUAAAUCUUUUGAUAUUUCGUGCACGGCUUGUUUUCCCAAUAGUGUCAGGGUCCUAUGAUAAUAACAAAUCUACAUGUUUGUUUUUUCAUUUAAGGAAAUUUCAGCUUGUUUCUGAA